Budorcas taxicolor (takin) is the source of this 1708-nucleotide messenger RNA. It is a transcript of the gene HPCAL1, whose product is annotated as hippocalcin like 1. NCBI's taxonomy places the organism in Eukaryota, Metazoa, Chordata, Mammalia, Artiodactyla, Bovidae. The record is from RefSeq and is a predicted model, not a curated record. Gene Ontology annotation, molecular function: calcium ion binding. Bases 351 to 932 code for a protein of 193 amino acids. The transcript is spliced from 5 exons.
CUGCGGACGCGCGGGCGCCUCCACCUCGCUCCCUCCCUCUCUGCCGGCUUCCUUUUGUCUUUCCGCGAGGCGAUGAGCGCAGGGCCAACGCGGCGGCUGCGGGCGCACGGAGGCCCGCGCUCAUAGGCACCCCUUCCCCGGCCUCGGCGCGCCAGUCCCUCGCAGCGGCCCGUGCCCGCCCCCAGCGCCGGCGGCGCGGAACUUGGGCUCGGGGAGCUCGGCAGAUCGAGUCCUGCGACGGAGCAGGGCAUGGUCUAGCAGCCUGGGCCAGGACGUGGAAGCGGCCUCCGAGGUUCUGACCCCUGCUUUCUCUCCACCUCUGCUUGGCCUUUGGUGUCCCCGCGGCCGCCAUGGGCAAGCAAAACAGCAAGCUGCGACCGGAAGUGCUGCAGGACCUGCGGGAGAACACGGAGUUCACGGACCAUGAGCUGCAGGAGUGGUACAAGGGCUUCCUCAAGGACUGCCCCACCGGCCACCUGACCGUGGACGAGUUCAAGAAGAUCUAUGCCAACUUCUUCCCCUACGGCGACGCUUCCAAGUUCGCCGAGCACGUCUUCCGCACCUUUGACACCAAUGGCGACGGCACCAUCGACUUCAGGGAGUUCAUCAUCGCACUGAGCGUGACCUCGCGGGGCAAGCUGGAGCAGAAGCUCAAGUGGGCCUUCAGCAUGUAUGACCUCGACGGCAACGGCUACAUCAGCCGCAGCGAGAUGUUGGAGAUCGUGCAGGCAAUAUAUAAAAUGGUGUCCUCCGUGAUGAAGAUGCCAGAGGACGAGUCCACGCCGGAGAAACGCACAGACAAGAUCUUCAGGCAGAUGGAUACCAACAAUGACGGCAAACUGUCCCUGGAAGAAUUCAUCAAAGGUGCCAAGAGCGACCCAUCCAUCGUCCGGUUGUUACAGUGUGACCCCAGCAGUGCAAGUCAGUUCUAAGGGGUUGGUGUCUGAACAGUGCAGAGAAACACAGGCUUGUCUUGCCAUUUAAGCUUUGCUUGCAAAAGUGGAUGCCUCCUCAAUCAUUCCUGCUCUCCCGGGGCGGCCAGGCAACACGUCACUGCACCUGCCUGCCAGGCAGCUGUGCCCCACUCCUCACCUGGCCUCCUCCCACCCCCACCCCGCCCCGGUCCCUCCAGGACGACAUCCUGGGGAUGUGUUUACGUGCAGGGCUCAUGGUGUCCUCACUUUCGGGGCACCUCCCAGCCCACAGGGAGCCCUGAGGACACGCCAAGGAUACCAGUGGGACUUUCUGAGAUCGCGCCAAGGCCAGCCGAUUGAUCUGUGAUGGCAGGUGACUCUGUGGGAAAGAUGGGGACAAGAACAGAGGGAGAGGAGACGGGCAAGCCCUCCCCGUGCAUGGCUCCACCCAGCUCGUUUGUUUCCUCCGACCAGAACCACUUGCACGUAUAUAUACUGUGGUCUCCUUUUAAUAUAUAAAUUAUACGUACGGUGAUGUGAAAUGUAACGUGUAGGUUCCGUAUUUAAUGCCUUGAUUGCCUUUGAAGUGUGGUUCCCUCGUGGCCUGUGAUUCCCACCCCCCUGGCCCCCCCGAGCCUGGUUACUUUGUGGUAUUUAUGCCCUCAAUCUGCCCUUCUCCAAAGGACAUGCAUGCAUGCCCAGGGCUGUGGAACCCUCCUGUCCGCGUCAUGAACGCAGGUGUCUCUGUGAGGCUUGUCCUCCCUGUUGAUUGGUCUGGCAUUCCCUGUAUUAAA